AUGACGACCACAGUCGAGCUUGCCGCUGUCCCUUCGGCCGACACUCCUGGUACCUGCAUUUACAUGCAUCACGACAAGCGCUCCUAUGUCUUUGGCCGCGUCUCAGAGGGAACGCAGCGAGCAUUCGGAAGCCGAAAAAUACACAUGGGAGGAACAGAACACGUCUUCCUUAGCGGCAGUGUGAACUGGGAGCAGCUGGGCGGCCUCUGUGGCUAUCUGCUGAGCGUCGGCGGAGCCAUUGAGUCAGCCAAAGAGUUCACGACGCAGGAGAAUGCCAAGAGGGAGCAAAAGGGCCAGAAGCUGCUCAACAAGACGCUUCAUGCCGGAAUUGCGGUGCACGGAGCAGACAACUUGUGCCACACACUGGCAGCCUGUCGUCCCGUCAUCUUUCGACAGCCCAUUUGCGUGCGGACCUACGAGCACAGGACAGACCCGCGAGCGACAGAUGCAGCAAACCUCGAGCCAGAUUGGUCAGACGAUGCCAUCAAGGUCUGGAAAAUACCGGUACGGCGAGCACGAUCGAGCAGCCCCCGAAAACGACGACACAGCGAUCCGGCCAUGGAUGUGGCUGAAGAUGCAUCUUCGGAGGAGGCCACCUUUCAGCCGCGAUCAUCCGUAUCAGACCCCGAAAUUGCAAGCGCAAUAGUCGAGCGGAUCAUGUUCAACGGUAGCCUAAAAAACAGAUCUGUAUUAAUACCAAAGAAGAUACGCGAUCUCAAACCUACAGACAAAGCUGCCAUUGUAGAAAAUGGCACAAUCAGACUAUACAAGGGCCCGUACAUGACUGAUGGCGCAGAGGUUUCAAAUCCAGAUGAUACCGUGUGGCAUUUCCCAGAGAUUGGAGAGGUUGGGGUGGAUGAGCGGAGCAAUAACGCUCUCGCAAUCAACCACUUUCCACUUCCCAGGACUACAUACGGCGAGACAUCUAUGAGCUACAUCAUCAAGGCUCAUGACCGCAGAGGAAAGUUCAAUGCUCCUGUGGCGAAAUCUCUUGGAGUUGAGCCUCGGGACUUUAAACUGCUAACUGCAGGCCAGAGCGUUCAGGGGAAAGAUGGUCUGGUGACACCUGAAAUGGUUCUCGGAGAGACUCAGCGGGGAAGAGGCAUCAUUGUAGCGGACAUUGGCAGCCAGGAUCUUGUUGAGCCUUUCAUGGAGCGGCCCGAGUGGAAAAACAAAGAGUUGAUGGAAAAUGUCGCAGUCAUGUAUUGGAUCUUGGGGCCAAACAUGACCGAGGACGCUCGAAUCCAGCAAUUCAUUCAGCAACACACCGACAUUAAGCACAUUUUCUGCGCAGAUGAGGCAUGCCCAAACAUGGUUACGCAUCCCGGCGCUGCUACCAUUCAGACCAAGCUGCGCCGAAUCGAUCCCGAGAGGUUCCCUCUCCUCAAGUUCGAGAACACAGUCCGAUAUCCGGCCCCUUCAGAAGGCUCUCCAAUUGAGCUGGGCCGAGCCGGACAUAAGUUUCAGCUCAUGCCACGCCUCGUAUUUGACGACCAAGCCAUCGCCCCAUUUCCCGAUUUGGUCGAGGCCUACGAAUCGGUAGACGAUGAGGUCCUCAAGAUGGCUGAAGAGGCUCGCUCUGAAGCCACAGACCCAAAGUUUCUGGAGCGGGUUGAGAAGGAAGAGGUUGACAUCCCGAACCGUGACGCAGAAAUUAUCCCUCUUGGCACAGGAUCAUCAGUUCCCAGCAAAUACAGAAAUGUUUCUGCCACACUGGUUCGAGUUCCGGGAAUUGGAAACUACCUGCUCGACUGCGGUGAGGGAACACUGGGCCAGAUUCGACGUCUCUUUGAUGCCGAGGAAGCCGCAGACAUUCUGCGCAAUCUGCGGUGCAUCGUCAUCAGCCACGUCCACGCCGACCAUCACAUGGGCACCCCGUCGCUCAUCAAGGCAUGGUAUGAACAGACCUUGAAAGAUAACAGCAACGCUACACUCGCAAUAUCCUGCAUUGGACGUUACCGAAUCCUGCUGGAGGAGUUGUCCCAAAUCGAAGACAUCGGCUACCAUCGACUACGCUUCCCUAGCUGCCCCUGGCCCAAGGAGAAAGACCGGGACCUGACGACCCGUGAAGACCUCGGCGAAGAAAACUUUGGCCUCGCCUCCAUCAAGCGAGUCCCCGUCCCUCAUUGCUGGCGCUCGUUUGGUACCCAACUGGAGCUUACAUCCGGCCUCAAAAUCGCCUACUCUGGCGACUGUCGGCCGUCGAAGCUGUUUGCGCAGGAAUGCCGCGGCGCGCACCUCCUUGUCCACGAAUGCACCUUUGGCGAUGACAAGCAGGACCAUGCAAAGGCCAAGAAGCACAGCACCAUGGGCGAGGCGCUGUGGGUGGCGCGAGAGAUGGGCGUGCGGCGGACUCUGCUGACGCACUUUUCGCAGCGGUAUUCCAAGUCGGACUCGCUGAGGAGGGAGCGCGUCGAGGGCGUCGAGCAGGAUGUGCUGCUGGCGUUUGAUUUCAUGGCAGUGAAGCUAGGAGAUUUCCAGAAAGCGGCGUGUUAUUUGCCGUCAGUGCAGAGGUUUAUGGAGAAGUUGGCGGAUUGAGUUAUGUGUCAUAUGUAUAUAGUAAGCAUGAGGAUACCGGUUUAAAACCAAUCAUUGUUUAGAUAGAUGGAGACGAUGUUCGAGAUAGAAUCUCCUAUCACUCCUGCAGAUUUACUUGCUCGCUUGCACGUACCAGACGUGUCGAGCCGAGCUCAUCUCCCCUGACAAAAGACUAUAAACCUUCUCAUUGAUCC
This is a messenger RNA of Trichoderma virens Gv29-8, 2732 nucleotides long. RefSeq lists its product as uncharacterized. The record is from RefSeq and is a predicted model, not a curated record. Gene Ontology annotation, biological process: mitochondrial tRNA 3'-end processing. Gene Ontology annotation, cellular component: mitochondrion. NCBI's taxonomy places the organism in Eukaryota, Fungi, Ascomycota, Sordariomycetes, Hypocreales, Hypocreaceae. Gene Ontology annotation, molecular function: 3'-tRNA processing endoribonuclease activity. The transcript has a single exon. The coding region runs from base 1 to 2538 and encodes 845 amino acids.